Phasianus colchicus (ring-necked pheasant) is the source of this 5026-nucleotide messenger RNA. The record is from RefSeq and is a predicted model, not a curated record. Lineage: Eukaryota; Metazoa; Chordata; Aves; Galliformes; Phasianidae.
GUUUCCCAUCUUAGAUCUGAUUUGAAUUGAUGGUGAGAGGAAGCAUAAGGUAUAUCUCAUUCUGUUUGGACUCCUUGUUUACAGAAGAAUGAUGGAGAUGCUAUUAAGCACAAAGAGGAUCACCAUAUGCCUGUUUUUCUUUGUACUGAAUUUGGCAGCAGCUAUUGAAAUACCGUUAUCAGUUGCACAGCUUCCAACAAUCAAGGAGCAAUCUGAAACCCAGGUUGCCUACCCUUUUGAUGAGAACUUUACAAUUAAAUGUGAAGCCAGCGGAAACCCGCAGCCCACUUUCAACUGGACAAAGGAUGGAAAACCAUUUGAUCUGUUAUCUGAUCCCAGGAUAAUCACACGUAACAACUCUGGGACAUUUGUGAUUCAGAACCAUGGAAUCAUCACCAAUUUUCAAGGGAAAUAUCGUUGCUAUGCAUCCAAUGUGCUGGGAACUGCCAUGUCAAAAGAAAUUGAACUCAUUGUUCCAAGUGUACCGAAAUUCCCUAAAGAAAAAAUUGAGCCCCUUGACGUGGAGCAUGGUGAUUCUGUGAUCUUGCACUGUAACCCUCCAAAAGGGAUCCCACCUUUGCAUAUCUAUUGGAUGAAUAUUGAUUUGCAGCACAUUCCUCAAGAUGAAAGGGUCUCCAUGAGCCUUAAGGGAGAUCUCUACUUUGCAAAUGUGGAAGAAAAUGACAGCCGAAGUGAUUAUUGUUGCUUCGCAGCAUUUCCAAAACUGAGGACAAUUGUACAGAAAAUGCCAAUGACACUGAAGGUUUCCCGUUCAAAUUUUAUUAAAGAAAGAAAACCCAAACUGCUGAUCCCUCCUGAAUCUGCUGGCAGCAGCUCAUCAGUCACUGUUAUCAAGGGAGGUGUCCUGCAACUCGAGUGUAUUGCUGAAGGGCUCCCAACUCCUCAUCUAAGCUGGGUCAAAGUUACUGAUAACUUGCCCAAGGACAAACCUGUAACAGAUAAAUUUGGGAAGGUGCUGAAGAUAGAAAACGUGUCUGCAGCUGAUGAAGGAACCUACCACUGCACGGCAAGCAACCCUGUGGGCAGAGCAAAACAUGAAUUCCAUGUUCAUGUAGAAGAGCCUCCUCGGUGGAUUAAGGAGCCCAGAGGUGGUGUUUACAGCUUAGGAGAGAAUCUUUUGCUGCUUUGUGAGGCCAUCGGCAACCCAGAGCCAACCAUUCAGUGGAAACUUAACGGGAUGCCCAUUGAUAGUAGGACCUUCAGAGGGCGAAUCUCUGAUGGGGAGCUCAGCCUUACCAACCUUCAGCUUCAGGACACUGCUGUGUACCAUUGUGAGGCCAGUAAUAAGCAUGGUACCCUCCUUGCUAGUGCCAACGUGAAUGUCCUCAAUAUUGCUCCCUUAAUCCUGACUUCAGAUGGUGAAAACUAUGCUGCAGUUGUUGGUUACAGUGCCUUCCUGCACUGUGAAAUUUUUGCCUCACCUGCAGCAGAUGUUAGAUGGACUAAGGAUGAUAGCAUAGAGCCACUCUCAACGUUACGCUAUGAAUUAAAUAAAAAUGGCACCCUAGAAAUCAAAGAAACAAAGAAGGAAGAUUCGGGAUCGUACGCCUGCUGGGCUGCAAAUUCUGUUGGAAAAAGAGCAAUCACAGCAAAUCUGGAUAUAAGAGAUGCUACAAAAAUUGUCAUUACUCCGAAGAACCCCCAAGUGUUGAAAUCACAUUCAAUUUUAUUGAAAUGUCAGUCUGAGUAUGAUUCACACUUGAAAAACAGCUUCAAAUUAUCCUGGAGGAAAGAUGGAUAUGAGCUGUCAGUCAGCAGCAUUCAAGACAGCAGGAUAAUUAUGGACAUGGACACGCUGUUCAUAUCAAAUGUGAUGCUGGAGGAUCAAGGCAUUUACACAUGUGUGGCUAGCACUUCUCUUGACAGUGUCACCGCCAAAACGCGGUUGAUUGUUCUUGAUGUUCCUGACCCACCGGAAGACCUGCAGCUCUCAGAACAUCAAAACCGAAGUGUUCGACUGUCUUGGAAAGCUGGGGCCAGCCACAACAGCCCCAUUAACGAGUCGAUUAUAGAGUUUGAAGAGAGCCGGUGGGAGCCAGGGAGGUGGCAGGAGCUGGCCCGAGCCCCAGGGAACACUACCACCACCCUCUUGUCCUUGGUCCCAUACACCAAUUACCAGUUCCGUGUCAUAUCUGUGAAUGCUGUCGGAAGGAGCCAGCCCAGUAAACCAUCGCUGCGCUACGUGACACCUCCUGCUGCUCCAGACAAGAACCCAGAAAACAUCCGAGUUGAAGCUUCUGAACCAAACGAAAUGGUGAUGAAAUGGGAGCCACUGAAGUCCACGGAGCAAAAUGGGCCGGGGCUGGAGUACAAAGUCAGCUGGAGGCAGCGGGGUGUUGAGACUGAAUGGAAUGAGGAGACAGUGAAGAAGCACUCCCUGACCCUGAGGAACACCCCCACCUUCGUGCCCUACGAGAUCAAAGUCCAAGCAAUAAAUAAUUUAGGAGCUGGGCCCGAACCAAAUAUUACCACUGGAUAUUCGGGAGAGGACAUUCCAGAUGCUGCUCCUUCCGGCGUCUCGGUGGAUAUUGUCAACAGCACGCUGGUCAAAGUCUUCUGGUUUGGAAUACCAAGGGACAGAGUUCGUGGACAUUUAAGAGGCUAUAAGGUCAGCUGGUGGAAAACAAAAAGCUUGCUGGAUGGAAAAAGGCAUCAUCCGGAGAAACACUUCCUGACGUUUGUAGGAGACAGAAACUACGGGAUGAUCCCUGGUUUGGAGCCCUUCAGCGAAUUCCGCUUGACUGUGCUGGCAUACAACUCCAGGGGUGAUGGACCAGAAAGUGCUCCUGUGGUGUUUGAAACUCCGGAAGGAGUCCCUGAACAGCCCCGUUUUCUGAAGAUCAUGAAUUUUGACAAGGACUCUGUCACCCUAUCGUGGGGACUUCCCAAGAGAGCCAAUGGUCACAUUACUGGCUACAUUUUGCAAUACCAGAUAAUAAACGAAACGCAUGAGAUUGGGCCUCUGAUGGACAUCAGCGUGGCCAACCACACCACGCUGAGCUGGAGGCUUAUGGACCUCAGCCCCAGCACCAAGUACAAGUUCUACGUCAAGGCCUGCACAGCCAAGGGCUGUGGGAAGCCGGUGACAGAAGAAGGGCUGACAGUGGCUCAAGGGAGUAAAGGGAUCGGCAAGAAUUCAGAAGCAGUAAACCCCACCCAAAAGUUUCACCCCAUUGAGGCACUUGAGCCUGGAACUGAAUAUACAGUUCGUCUAGUGACUAAGAAUUGGGUUGAUAACAAUAGCAUUUUUGAAGAUGUAAUUGAGACGAGGGGGAGAGCCUAUGCAGGCAUUUACGAUGGGAUUUCCACCCAGGGCUGGUUUAUUGGACUGAUGUGUGCCAUUGCCUUGCUCACUCUGAUGCUGCUAACUAUUUGCUUUGUCAGAAGAAAUAAAGGAGGAAAAUACUCAGUGAAAGAAAAAGAAGAUUUGCAUCCAGACCCUGAAGCUCAAUCAAUAAAAGAUGAAAUCUUUGGGGAAUAUAGUGACAGCGAUGAAAAGCCGCUGAAAGGCAGCCUGCGGUCCAUUAACGGGGACAUUAAAGCCACCGAAAGUGCUGAUAGUCUGGUAGAUUAUGGAGAAGGGGAGCACGGGAUGUUCAAUGAAGAUGGUUCAUUUAUUGGAGCUUAUUCUGGAUCUAAGGAAAAAGGAUCAGUCGAAGGCAAUGGGAGCUCUACAGCAACUUUUCCUCUCCACGCAUAAAAUUCUAGUGAGAAGAUUCAUGUUUAAUUGUGAUAUUUAUAUUGAUCAGUACUCCACAGUUACCAGAAGGGAUUGGAAGCAGGUUGCCAACUGAGCAAGACUGACAUCAGGUAACGGGGAAAAAAGUCACUGCCACUAAGAGAUGAUUUUCGAGACUUUUCCAUCCUAACUUUUAGGUAUUUUCUUCUAAUUGAAACAAAACAAAGCAUUCUUUAUUAUACAAAAUAUGUCAGUCUUACCAAAACAGAGUUUCUCAGCGUCACAUACGUAUAAUUAACUGCUACUCCAUGUUUCUUACGUUUGUAAUGUGGUUCUCUGUAUAGUAUUGUUUUUUUUUUCCUUCUGUGGCUGUUGUCACUUUGUACAUACAUUUAUGCGUGGUAUUCCCUCGUGUAUCAUGAUCUCAGUAUUACAGAGGUCAGAACACAGCAAGGAACGUGAGCAAAAGCGCAGGGUACUCUGCAUAGUGGCACAAUGCAUCCUACUGAGAAAAAUGAUAUUUUAAAACACUGGAGAAAAAUAUUCUCUAUAUUGUAUAAUAUUUUCGUACAGGCAUAAACUCCUUUGCUUAUGAUACUCUAAAAUUGUUUUAGUGGUUACAGCUGACUGCAAUUACCAGUACUUUGAGAUGCAACUUUUUCCACAGAAAAUUUGUUCUCGGAAGACGAAGCUCUGGCCUUGUGGAUGAUGUGUCCAGUAGCUGGCACUAUUUCCUUAAAUAAGUUAAGCUGCAGUAACUUUCCUGUGGCAAGGUGAAACAGGGUUCCCAUCCACUGUCAUUAGAAAGAAUUUUCAUUUGUUUUCCUCAGUCUCUGCAAGCUGCAUUUCUAAGCAAAGUGCUUUGUCCGUCUCAUAUCUGUAUAUCUGUGUGCUAGCAUACAUUUCAUGGAGAUGUUGUACAGAUGAUAUUAAUAGUGACACAAGUGAAAAUCAGCCUUGUUUUCUUUUGAAAUGAGACAUGUUGCUAGCAUGGGUCUGUAUAGCUGUGUAGGAAUAGAAUUGCUUCUCAGUAUGACUUUCAACCAGCAAAACAGGAUUUCAGCAGAGUUGUGUGUAUACCGGUCAUAUAAGUCUUCUUUUUAGUAUCCCAUAAAAUAGAUCUACUGACUUUCAAAAGAUUGUUUAUUUUCAAAUUAUUCAUUGUUAAAUAAACAGAAGCAAAAGCAAAGAGAAAAUACUACAGUACAGUUUCUUUAUAUUGUGUUUACUUAAUGCUGGUUUAAAUCUGGUUCUGUUCUUUGCCAGUGCUUCCCAUGACUAAAUCAGCAAAGCUGCCCAGCACGUUUUUUUGGUCUUUUUGUAUUG